AUGAAUUUCCUAAAGUCAUCCCAGUCCCUGGCCAGGCGAAUAACUUUUUCCUCUUGCCAGUUCAGGCAUUAUUUCUCCACCUCCCCUGUCAUUGCACAAGGUGAUUUUUCAACUCCCAUUAUUUGGAGACCGUUCCCCAUAAACCUGAUUAAUGUAGAUCACCACGUACCCACUGCGGUAUCUAUUGUAUAAGCCACACACCUUUCAGCUUAGAUUGACUUAAAUGUUAUCUGUUGUUGUAAUUUCCUUAUUUUGGAGUCAUUGAUUAUUAACAAACAUAUUCGGGGAAUCCUCUGUUUUCUGACAUUUCUGUUGCAUGUUGUUUUUGUUUUUGAAUUUUUCAUUGAGUUUAAGUCUAAACUAAAUUGUUUAAAUAAUGUUUCUCCCUUUCAAAACUAGAAAAAGUAUAUAAAAUAGUUUGGAAAUUUACAGGGUAUCAAGUGUGUCUUACAACUACUGUAUCUUACAAAAUCUUAUUAAUAUUAUCACCAUUGAACUAUAAAAUGUACUGGUAUUUGGCCACCUCCUUUCAGGGUUUUCACGAAGCAUUCUAGUGGCAGGAGAAAGGUGUAACUUUACAGGAGAGUAUUAUGAAAGAGGCUCCAUGUCUAAAUAGAAAAUAGUCAUAGGCUUUCGCAUGUUUGCCAGAGAAUUCUGUGUAGUAAACAGAGAAUGUCUUUUAUUAUGCAAAAAUGAAAAUCAGAACCUCUUUCCUGUGUAUUUCAAGGUUCUUCUGGGCUUAAGAAGGUUGUAAUUUUCUGGGGUAUAUGUUACAGGUCAAAAUUAUAUUCAGAUUAAAAUUUUUUGACCUGAGUUGAUUCUCAAUUUUCUUUGUCUCUAGCCCUAUAUUCAUGAAUAAUUAGGGCUAGGAAACAAUGAAAACUGAGAAUCAACCUAGGUUAAAAAAUUGUAACCUAAAUUAAUUUUGACCUCUAACAUAUGUAUGCAUUUAAACUUUUAUUUUUUUUUUCUAAAUAAUUUUUUGUUAAUUUUCUUAGCAAAUAUGUCUGGUGUCAGCAAGAUCCAAGCUCGUGAAAUAUUUGACAGUCGUGGAAAUCCUACAGUGGAAGUUGAUAUCACAACUUCUAAGGGUGAGUAAGACGUUGCUCAAACCCCUGGAAGGGGGGCGGGUAAUCUCUUGUGUGGCUGUAAUGAGUGUGUUGCUGAACAGGUUAUUGGUUUGGGAGAAUCCUAAGUCUUAAAUGAGGUAUGCAAUUCAAAGGUGGACAGACGGCAAAUUAUUGUUGCUUGAAAUAUCUUUAAGAGGUUGUCUUUCUGACCAGAUGUUUUGAGCUGGUUGUGAAGGUUUUUCAGCAGUGCAUGGUCUACAUGCAUGGUAACAGUCCAAUAAGGCACCUGCCCUCUAUCCAGGGAGGUAGCUGGUUAGUAACAAAAUUGUCUUUAUUGUCUGAACCAAAGGUGAUUUUUUCUCUACAGUUGCCAGUCAGGGGCGGAUCUAGGGGGAGGUGCAGGGGGUGCGCACCCCCCCAUGAGAUGACCUGCGGUUUUCUAAUACAACUGGUUUUCUGCAAAAAAAAAAACUAUGUGGUUUAUUGGUGUUGAAGUAGCGCAAGAGAUGAGUGCACCCCCUCCUAAAAAAAAUCCUGGAUCCGCCCCUGCCAUUGAGUAGGGUUUUGACUGUAUGUCAUUGAUUUUCAGGCCUAUAUCGUGCCGUAGUUCCUUCUGGUGCAUCCACUGGGAUUUAUGAAGCUUUGGAGCUCCGCGACAAGGAUCCAAAACGGUUUCUUGGCAAAGGUGAUAUUCCAUACAGUUUUUAAUUAUUAAACUCAUCAACAAAGAUUAGCAUGCGUGGGGGACUGGGGGCUGCUUGAGAGGCUGUUUCGGCCAAGAAAUACAGCCUAGUGCAGCAUAACCAUGACAUCCGUGUAAGGUGGUUCUGACUUUUGAGUCUGCGGUGGAAAUCCCAUAGUGUGACCAUUCAAAUAAAAGCUAGUGAGCAGUAAUUUCCUUUGAUGCUGUUUAUUAUGUUGUACAAAGUGUUUCUAACUUUUAAGUCGUGGAUGAAAUCCUAUUGAAUGACCAUUCAAAUGAAAGCCACUGAGUAGUACUUUCUGGUGGUACUGUUUAUUUUGCGGUAGAAGGUAAUUCUAACUUUUUGUCCUCUAGAUGUGUGAGCACUGUAGGUAAGUACUCUAAUCAUUUAAAACAAAAAUUACUAAGAAGAAUUCACUUCUGGUGUCAGCUGUUUACAAUGCUGGGAAGCAAAAGCUGUUCUGUGGAUCAAACACUAAUAUUCAAAACCAUUUCUUACUUGUUGUUUGCAAAUUAUAAUAAAACAUUUAUUUCAAUUAAUAAUGAAAUUUAUUAUUGUUGCAUUGAAGGUGUCUUGAAAGCAGUUGAGAAUGUCAAUAAAGUUAUUGGACCUGCCUUGAUUGAGAAGGUGCAAGUAAACCAUGUUCAUAUUGUACUGUUAUAAUCAAAUAAUUAUUAAUGUGUGGGGAAUAGAACUACUUGAACUCAUGUUGUCAGGCAUGCAUGUAAUGUAAUCCUAUCUGGAGAAUUUUUUCUUGAGGCCUUCUGCAGAGAGUGGUAUACAAUGUAAUAAAUUGAAUUGAAUUUGAACCAAAAGUUUAAUUAAACUUAGUAUUUGCCUGUAAUUUUGAUUGAAAAACGUGACAAUUUCCCCAUAAAGUUUAAGGCUUGAGAUGACAAACAUUAUUGAUACAUUUGUGUCAUUUCAGAAUAUUGAUGUAACUAAACAAGCUGAGGUUGACAAAAUCAUGUUGGAACUUGAUGGGACUGAGAAUAAAUGUUAGUUAACGCCUUGAAUCUUCUCUACAAAGUACACUAUCUACCAUUAAUUUUGGAGUACUAGUAUGUUACGGCACUUUUCAAAAACAUGCGCAUUCUUAAGUUCAAAAGCCAACUGACAUUUGCAUUUUGCAAUGCCAUCAAUCAUCCUAGCAGACCUCUUAGGACGAAACAGAAGUUUAAAAAGUCAUGGCUUUUGAUUUGUGAUUGAUGGGUUUAGAUCCGUUUUGUGUGUUUCUGUGUUUCAAGGUUCCUUGCUUGUGAUCGUAAUUAUGAUGGAUGACAGCGAAAAAUGCAAUAUUACUGUGAAGGUGGCUUUUGAACUUCAGAGUUUGCAUUUUUGAAAAGCGCAGUAGGAUCUACUAAGUAAGUAGUCUCCCUAGCAGCUGUUUUUAGUGUCUUCACGCAAUGCUCCUCCGUGACGACACUAAACGUGGCUGUGAGGGAGACUAAUAAGUUAGCUGUAAGAUAUGAAUGAGCAGUCUCUCGUCAUUGCCUAAUAGCACAAAUUGUAGCUAUAAUGGCUACCGUGGAACAAACCUCUGUUAGUACUGUUAGAUUUUUUACAAUGUUAGAUCUUGGAUGAUUAAUGUAAAAAUAAUAAUUGAGUUCAUGUUGGUGCCAACUACUUGAAUGUGAAGUUUGGUUUAAAUCCCCAUGGUACACUGUACAUUUUGUGAUUUGUUCGACUGUAUGAUGAGUGAAAAAUAAAAACAUCUGAAAUGCCAUCUACAGCUCUAUUUAUCACAAGCCUGUCAUAAGUAGCCAUCAGUUGGCUCUUUUAUCGGGCUGCUGCAGUAAAAUCAGCCGGCUGUGAAAAGGAGUCAAACAUAACAAUUACAGGAAGAUUUGUGUUAUAAAUGACUGGCAACUUUCCCUGAGAGACCAGCUACUUGAAACCUUAAUGAUAGCCCUGUAUUAUUAAUAAUAAUAAUAAUAAUAAUAAUAAUAUUUUUUUUAAAAAUAAAUAAUACAAAAAUAACUUUAUUCAUAGAUUAAAAAAAAAUAGACUUUUUACAGAUUCAAGAAUAUGAAUAUUAAAAUAUAUACCCUAUGUACAUUCUUCUUUUGUACGAAAGAGAAUUGUCGUAAAAUGACUAUCCAAAAAACUACUAAUAACAAUUAUAAAAAGCAUCAAAAAGUUAAUACAAAAAUAAAACUAUCUAAAAAUAAUUCAAACUGAUAUAAAUAAUGAUGAUGAUGACAAUAAUAAAUUAUUCAUAAUAAAAGACAUCGUAAUAAAAGACAUUGACUAUAACUGAUUUGAUAGGAAAUGUACGUUUACGCUUAGUCAUUAUUUUGUUCUCUGUGUUCUAGCUAAACUUGGUGCCAAUGCAAUCCUUGGUGUCUCCCUUGCUGUUUGCAAAGCAGGAGCUGCUCAUAAGGUGAAAAUAACUUAACUGAUCAUUUCUGCAUAUGCCAACAACUCUGAAAACCAGGGGCUCCAUUAGGGUACUACUGAUGGCCGGGUGAUGUUGACCUUUUAUUGGGAAUUGCGAACAAAUAAUUAGCAUAGUGUCUUGUAAAAUUUGAGGGAAAGUGAAGAAAGUCAAUCAGAAUAAAAUUAUAAUGUGUGGCAUUUGAAUAAUGCAUUUUCACCCUUUUAAAUUUUUGUAUUAUUAUUAUUGUAAUUAUUAUAAAUUGUUGAUAAUUAGGUUUUAUUAAUUAGUUUCAAAGACAAAGGAAAUUGAUGAUGUAAUUUAUAAUCCUAUUUUUUAAGGCAAAACCCACCAAGCAUGAACAGUUCCUAUCUCCAUUUUCCAAAUACCUCUGUAAAGUGGAGACUUGUCUCUGUGUGCACAUCGGUGUCUGUACUAAGGAGGUUUACUAAUUAUUUUUUCAGGGAGUUCCGCUUUACAGACACAUUGCAGACCUGGCUGGGAACAAGGAAGUCAUCCUUCCUGUUCCGGCAUUUAAUGUCAUCAAUGGUGGAAGUCACGCAGGAAAUAAACUUGCCAUGCAGGAAUUUAUGCUGCUCCCAACUGGUAAGUGUUGCCAAAUUUUUUUAACUGGUUCAAAGUAGUGUUUAUUAUAAUCCACUGUAUUGAUGGAAGCAUACAACAACAACUUAAGACAAAGCUGUGAAUGGGUUGUUCCAGAAAAAAUCCACACACCCCCGACGGAUGGGAUUCUGGAAAUUCUCGCGGGAGGGGGGGUCGAAGACUCCGGAAAUCCAGGCGGGAGGAGGGGUUGACCUUAAAAAAGUCUUCUGCAGGGGUCAUUUCGACCGAUAGUUGAUACAAAUCAAACGUUUAGUUCGAUGACACUUAAGCGCUUUCAGACCCUGAAAAUAGUCAAAAUGUUUUCUUCAUAUAUUUCUCACCUGACAUAAAUGAUAAUCUAAGUUGCUUUACAGGUCCUUUUAUAGCAGAAAACGCAAACAAGAUACUAAAGAACGGGCCUGAAGGAACUCGUCGCAACGUUGUUGUCACGAAGAGCGCCAAACGCCUGACACAUUUCUACUGCAUCCAGAGCCCCAGCCAAGAGCUUAAGAGUGAUUUUUAUAAGCUAAGAAAUUAUGUAAACACUGUUCAGGUGUCGUUCGCAUUUUUGUUUUUUGCUCCUUUCGUUUUUUAGUUACACGCGAUAGAAUUCUUAGUUUAAUAUAAGCUGAAGCUUUAGAAAUUAAAACAAAAACAUUUAGACGUGUUUUGCGUGUAUUUUCAUUAAAAAUAAAUUAAAUUUAAGCCUUUUAUUUUUUCCCGGAACCAGGCGGGGGGGGGGUCUUCCACCUUGGAAAUCCAGUUGGGAGGGGGGGUCUUGUGCUUCAGGAAAUCCAGGUGAGAGGGGGGGUUAAAAAAGGACCCCAUCCGUCAGGGGGGUGUGGAUUUUUUCUGGAAUAACCCAAUGAGUUGACCAAGUAUGUUUUUCAUCUUUAUUAAAAAGGUGCAAGUAGUUUCAGCGAGGCAAUGAGGAUGGGUGCAGAAAUCUAUCAGAACCUCAAGAGCGUAGUGAAGAAGAAAUAUGGAAUUGAUGGUAUUUUUUAUAAACUUAUCUUGCUGUUAUUCAGUUUCAUCACUUUUCCUAAGAAAAGGGACUCCAGUACAUGUGUAUGAGGAACAUUAUGAUCAAAUGUGCUGGUUGCCAGCAUAAAAAGGAAUUUCUAAGUUUUAAAAGCAAGUUCACUUAUCCAUUAAUUUUUGUUAUAACUACUCCUGUACAAAGAGGAACAACCUGAAAUAAUGUCAAUUUAUGAUUUAUAGGUGUUUGUGUUGACUGUGAUGUAACAGUUAAAGUCUUUGAUCUCUGUUUUUUUUUUCACUUUUUUCAGCUACCAAUGUUGGUGAUGAGGGAGGUUUUGCCCCCAACAUCCAGGACAACAGGGAAGGUUAGGCUAUAACAUACUUCAUAGUCUUAGAUAUCCCAAAUUAGAAACAAUCUUGUUAUCUGACAUUUUUAUGUCCUCUUCAAACAUGGAUUUCAAACACGGAUCAUUAUUAUUUGGAAACUAAUCAUGCAUAUUUACCCUGCUGAAUUUCUAUAAAUUUACCUUUACAACUUUAUGAGCUUGAGUUUUCCUUGAAUUUACAAAACAAUGCUGAAAACUGCACUUACAACUGGAAAGUGAAUUAAAACGAAAAGGUUAGGUCACAGUACAGUACAGUGGAACCUUGAUAUGAGAAAGUGCCAAGAGACUGCAAAAUUUGUUUGCUGUAACAAGGUUUCAUUAUAUCGAGGUUGUUUUUCAUGUUUUAUAUGUUCCCUUGCUGGGGUGAAGAAAUUUUUCGUUAUACCAAGGACUUGAAACUUGAAAGAACUUCGUUAUAUGGAGGUUCCACUUUAGUACCACAUGGGAAAAAAUAUUAUUAAUACUUUUGUAUGGCAUGUAAAUUAACUUUGCAGGACUGGAGUUAUUGAAGAUUGCUAUUGCAAAUGCAGGCUAUACCGAUAAGAUUAAAAUUGGCAUGGAUGUUGCUGCCUCUGGUAUGACUUUAGCUUGUUUUGAUGAUUUGCUUCCUAUUAAUAAUUAUUUUAAUAUGGCUAAAAUGCAAAUUCUCAAGAAUCAUGUUAGAUAUAUAUACUAAUGUCAAUCUUUGAAUAAGUUUCUUUUUUAUUUUGUUGAUGUUGCUCAGUACUUUUAGCUUUUCUUGCUACCCUACAAUUUGUGUGAAAAUGAAGUUCAUGUAUGUAUGUAUAUGUUUUCUAUAUGUUUUUGGUAAAUAUAAUUGGGGAAAUGUUGUUUCAAUUUUGUUUAAUAGAAUUCUACAAAGAAGGAAAGUAUGAUCUGGACUUCAAGAAUCCAAACUCAGAUCCUUCAAAAUGGGUAAGAACUUCCUCAAAAUUUAUUUUGCUUGAAACAGGGUCAGAAUUAGCCAAAUCUGGCUUGUGCUGCAUGUUAAAUACAUCAUUGACUCCAAAGAAUUUCUUUAGAAGUAACUUUGACUUCACCUUGGAAUCCAGACAUUAAUCCUGGAAAUCUGUGUACAAUCAUAUCAAAACAUAAGUUGGCUGUUUACUGUAGCUAAGAUUCAUUUAAAAUCUUCUGACCUGUAUUUUCUAAGCGUUAAAACAUGUAACUAAGGAAAGGCAUGCUGAUACUUUCCGUAUUUCCAGAUUUCUGGUGUUCAGUUGGCUGCAAUGUAUGAAGGAUUCAUCGCUGAUUAUCCAGGUAAGGCUUGUGUUCUUUUAACUUAAAGAAAGAUAUUAUUUUCAUUCACUCUUAGCAUGGAGAAGGUCGCUGAUGGCAAAAGCACUUUAGGAACAGCAGUGUUCUUCUUGUGUCUCUGCAGAAUUUGCAAGUAACUUCUGGUCUGAACUUCUGAUACCCAAACAUGUUCACAUAAGUAGAAAGACAAAAAACAAUAAUAAUAUGGAUACUGGUAUAUGUGUUUGGUUUUACCAGGAAGUAUUCACCGGUACCGAAAUUAAUUUACACUCAGCAAAUCAAUAUACAGUGAAUUGCUAUCUUCAUUCAAAAAAAAAAUACAGCAAAAUAACCCAAGCAUUUGCAAGGAGUGUAACUGAAAUGGAGUCAACCCUGUCCAAAAGACACCAUUUAAGAUAGACAGUGGAUGGUGGAGGCUGGUCCCUGAGGGUGUCUGUUUUGGAGAGAGAUGACUGUAGCAGGUAAAAUAAAUUUCCUUUCUUUGAUUUCUUUUCAGUGGUGUCCAUUGAAGAUGCUUUUGACCAAGAUGACUGGGAAAAUUGGACAGCCCUGACACAGAAGGUGUCCAUCCAGAUUGUUGGGUAAGGGCUUUCUGCCUUGCAACACCCUCUCCUCCUCCCCCUCCACCACCCUCUCCCCUACCCUACCCCCUUGAGUAUGCAAAAAGGAUGAUUUGUUAAAACCCUGUAAGGAACCAUCCCUUUUGAAUGGCUUUCUCUGUAAACCAAAUUGCAUACACAAGGGUUGGGAGGGAGGGGAGAGAAAGAGAUACAUGGGGGGGGGGGGACGGGGUGCUAAAUUUUUCAGAGCAUGAGAUUGUCAAGGUCAAAUUAACAUUGCUAUAAAGUCCUGAGUCAGGCAUUAAUUAGGAUUUUUUUAGUUUGUUUUAGGCACCCUUUAUUUACAGGGUAGAGAUAACUGUUACAAUGCAUCUUUUGUGUAGGGAAUAUUUAGUUAAAAAUAGGUCGUAAUUAACAGUAUCCGUUGGUAUGCUAAAUUGGCCCUUCUUCAACCAAAAUACUUGUCAUGGACAUGAAACUUAGUUUUGUCUUUCUUUCCUUCUUCUUUUCAGAGAUGACCUCACUGUUACAAACCCAAAACAGUGAGUUUAAGUCAAGUAACUAUAAAAUGAAAAUCCAUUCGUAUGGUACAAUAAUGAUACAAGGGAAGUUGACGUAUUUUGAGGCAGGUUUCGUGAUGUUCUUUACAACAAUAAAUUGUGCCAUGUUUGAGUUUUUAUCUGUUGCAAUAAUAUAUCCAAGAAUAUUUUCCUUUUUCUUCGUAGCAUCAAAAUGGCCGUUGAGAAAAAAGCCUGCAACUGUCUUUUGCUGAAAGUGAAUCAGAUUGGCUCAGUUACAGAAUCCAUUGAAGCGUAAGUGUGAGAUAUAAGUAAUUAAUUAACAAUUAUUGAAUAAUUAUAAUAAUUAUUAUUCCUCGAGCCCAAAUGGCCUCAUGGGCUAUUGACUCAGAGACCAUGAGGGCGAGAGGAAUAAUUAUUGUUUUAGUAAAAUCCAACUAGUUGGUCAAAAAUAUCAAGAAUAAAAAAAUUUUAGCUAGUUAAAGCUAGACUUUAAUCCUCUUUUGCCGCCAAAAAGCGCAUGCUUUUCGCUACUAAUAGGCUAUAACAUGUAGCCUAGUAGUAGCUCAACCAAUCAGAACGCAGCAUUGAUAAUAGACCACUAUGUGGAUUUUACUAAAAGUGAUUAAUUCUCAAUAGACUAUCGGUAUCCUUGUUUUGUACUUAUUACAUUUAAGGUGCAAGAGUAUCGCACACUUAUGUAGCGACAUAAGCAGCAGAUACAACAGUGAUGCAAUUAUAAUAUGAACACAGUGAUGUAAUAAGAUUAAGAGGUGAAUGACAUGUUGUAAAAGAAAGUUUUUUUUUCCCUAAAAGUCAAUGUCAAUUUAAGAACUUUAAUUUACACUGUUUUUAAGUUCUGUUUUCAUUUAUGUUUACAGUUGUUGCAUGUGUCUAGCCUUAAUUUCAUGCAAUUUAAACUGAAAUGGCAGCAAGCCAUCUUGGGACUUGUGGAAAUUCUGAAUAUAACUUAUUUGAGGUACCUUGGGUCUUGGUUUAGGAAGCAAGAAUUGGUGCGCGAGAACUUCGAAACUAUGUAUCUUUCUUGUGGCUUAACUAAAAACACUUGCUUCUGUAAGAAAGUUUUCGAAAGGAAUCAUGCCCUUGAUGGGAACCAAGAGGGAAAAACACACUGAGCGAUUCGACAAUUACCACAGUUAGGGUCAGUUGACCAUAGUGUGAGUGUGUAGCUGUUAUCAGUACUUAUUUUAAACCGUUUGAAUUAGUGCGUUUAUGUAUUCUGCUCACACGCUCACACGCAACCACCUUAACCGGCGUACGAAAAUUGAGACGCCUAGCUGUUCAAAGGUCGUUUUAAACAGAGUUAGAAUAUUGAACGGUUAGGUGUCAGAAUUUGUCCUGUGUUGUAGACAAAAGUGUGUAAAUGCGAUAUGCCUCGCGGGCAAAUUGGGACACCUGUGUCAGACAGAAAAUAAAGUAUCUUUCCCCAAAACAACCUUGUAUCUUUACAGCUGUUAAUGUUUGUUUGUUUGUUUGUGUUAUCAGAUGUAAACUGGCGCAGAGCAAUGGCUGGGGUGUGAUGGUUAGUCACCGUAGUGGAGAAACAGAAGAUACUACCAUUGCUGAUUUGGUAGUAGGACUGUGUGCUGGUCAGGUACGAUAAGAUUUUGAAAUUUUUCUUCAACAGAACCAAUGCUUAAGAAAUAUUAGUUUCGUGCUACCUGUAAAUGCUUCAAAUGCGCUUCUCUUCAACAUUUAUCAUUGUUUUUUUAUUUAUUUAUUCCACCUUGCCAGGGAGUUAUACCCUGCGUCGAAGGCUUCAUUUUCGCGGUGUGAUUUGUAUGAAAAUACCCACCCAUGUUUAUAACGCCUUACUCGGUUCAUUGUUUGUGCUCAAUGGAGUCGCUUCCUUUGUGAUUGGCUGAAAAAUUUAACGCCACUUUGUAGACCAAUCAGCUGUAAGAACAAGCGGUGACUUACGUGUAGUACGUUUCCCGCGCUUGAGCCGACUUUAUGUAGCCUGCGUGCAGACGAUAACUAAACUCUGAUUAGUACCGUCUGCGAAGCAGCGCAGAGAUCCUUGUUCUGGACCCCCAACGGACUCAACGGAUUACCGGAAGUGCGUUUCGAAUUCCCCUUCAACCUGAUUGGCGAUCACGACAAACAAAACUAAGGCCUUUUUUAACUGGCCAAUCGUGGCGCGUACUCAAAUCUGGGUACACAGCUGGAAGUCCAGAACAAGGAUUUCGGCGCUGUUUCGCAGACGGAGUUAACCAGAGUUUAAUUUCGUCUGCGCGCAGGCUAACUUUAUGUAGUUGUAUUUAGAUCUGAUUGGUUUAUUCGUUUGUCUGGGCAUAUCGUGAUUGGCCAGGAUUGGCGUGAUGUCACUCAAAUGAAGAGUUUUCGCAAUGUUUCUUUUGUUCUAGAUCAAAACCGGAGCUCCCUGCAGAUCUGAACGUUUGGCGAAAUACAACCAGCUCCUCAGGUGACUACUUUUUACCAAUAAAAAUAUGUUUAAAAUAAUAUUGCCUAAUUACGGUAGGUAUAGUGUUCGAGUUUCUUCAGAGAUAUUGUUCUGAAGAUGGAUGUAAGCUAUUGGGCAGUACUUUCCUGCGCUGCUGUUAAUUUUUCUAUAACAUGUGCGUUAAGCGUGAGAUCAGGAUAGCUGGAUAUUGGCCAAAAUAUUUGUAGCGUUUUUCUGGACGAGACAAAGUUGAGGUCAAUAAAAACACAAAAAAGAACAGGAAAGAGAAGUGUUACUCUUAUUGAAAGCAACAAAACUGUACUUGUUACUGUUUGGAAGUAACGUCUAUUUUGUAUUCUCUUAAUAAAUCGGAUUUUCAGCUAAAAUCUUAUUGUACUAUUUUUUGUUCCACAGAAUUGAGGAAGAGCUGGGUGCUAACGCUAAGUUUGCAGGGGAGAAGUUCCGACGCCCGUUGGAGUAAACAGACAGAACUCCAAACUACAAACUCAGUCCCUAAAACCUAACAGUUCAACGAAGUUAACGGGCCCGACAUAUGGCAAGCAUCUUUUGUUGCAACGGUUCUAGGUUUUAUCUCCUCCAGGCAUCUGUUGAUUUAAUUCUGUAGAAUGAAAGGGUGUGAAUAAAUCAUAAAUUUAAAGAAAAA
This is a messenger RNA of Porites lobata, 11545 nucleotides long. The record is from the annotation of a GenBank genome assembly. NCBI's taxonomy places the organism in Eukaryota, Metazoa, Cnidaria, Anthozoa, Scleractinia, Poritidae.